Messenger RNA from Salvelinus fontinalis (brook trout), 3357 nucleotides. Its product is annotated as protein Jumonji-like. Gene Ontology annotation, molecular function: DNA binding; histone demethylase activity. Lineage: Eukaryota; Metazoa; Chordata; Actinopteri; Salmoniformes; Salmonidae. Gene Ontology annotation, biological process: chromatin remodeling. Gene Ontology annotation, cellular component: nucleus. The record is from RefSeq and is a predicted model, not a curated record. The transcript is spliced from 13 exons. Bases 46 to 3342 code for a protein of 1098 amino acids.
UCCCUCCCAUCCUCCCUCUCAGGCUCGGCUGCGUUGCCAGGCAACAUGGCGUACUUUGGGAGUGCCCAGGAUGAUGUGGAUCUGGAGGAUGAAGAUGAUGAAGAGGAGGAGUGUGACGACAGGAUGUCAGCUCACAGCCACAACUCAACUUCCUGUCUGUCCUCACAGCGGAAAAACAAAACAACGCCGGGGAAGAAGGUCUCCAAUGGACAUGUGUUGAAUGGCCACUGCAGGUCCUUACGGGGGAAGGAGCUCUUCCUGAGGCCCAGAGGGAGAGAGGCUACCCAGGCCAGAGAGAGGGCUGAGAGGGGAGAGGCCCGGAGGGAGAACCACAGGACCUCUAUAGGACCCCCAGCCAGGACCUCCAGCACCACCCACAGUCUUCGCCACAGCAGACCCACCCAGGAGCACCCAAAGCAGGUUUCAAAAGGGAACAGGCUGUCGCGGUUAUCGUCAGCUACCAUACGCAACUCCGGUGCCAAAAAGCCCCCGGCUUCCCGACCACUGCCGUCCAGAACUGUGAAGUCCACAGCCGCAGCGCUUCCCAGGGGCCACACCCCCUACACCAAAGCCAGACUUCUCAAAGAGGCCAAACUCACCUUGGGCAAAAGAGCCUCCUCCAAAGCUCGCCAACCCCUGAAGAACCAACGGCGCUCUGCCAGUGGCAGUGCCCGCCGCCACCCACGCCCACCACACUCCAACUCAGGAAAACUCUCAAGCGGCGAUGCAAAGACUCCCAACAAACAGAAGGUACAAUCCAACAAGGCAGCUGGCAGGUGUUGCCUACAACGAGUCAACGGGCAGCUUCACCCACGCCGAUGUGGCGGUAAGCAGGUACUGCAGGGGCGUGAGGGCGUCAGACACUCCAAGAGGCGUCUGGGGCUCCCGGCUGAGGAGUCUUCGCCGGAGGUCAAAAAGGUUAGACUGCAGGUCAAUGCCCCGGAGACGCGAAGCAGCAGGAAGGUCAAUGUCCAGGAGAAGGCUGUGACGGAGUCCGGUGGCCAUCUUGGUAAGGUCACGUCCUCCCGACCUUCCUCCUCAGAGCAAAGACCCAAACGAGCCUCCGCUGGCAAGCUGAUGUUGACCCGACAAGCACAGUCCAUACCCCCUACUGCUAAUACUACUACUACUGCUAAUACUACACCACCAGCUAAGAACACUACUUCUAAGAAAACUUUCCAGGGCACUUCCAAGAACACUUCCCAUGUCACUUCCAAGGGCACUUCCACCUCCACUUCCACUACCUCAGCAGCCAAGGUGAAACCAGGCACCAGCAGCCCGGCUAAAGCAGCAGCAGAGGCUAAAGCAGCAGCAGAGGCUAAAGCAGCAGCAGAGCCUAAAGCAGCAGAGAGGCAGCGGAGAGAGCGGGAAGAGCGGGAGAGUGGGGAGAAGAGAGGUGCAGCACCACCCCCGCCCCUGUCCCUAACCGAGGUGCCAGUGUUCAGACCCAGCCUGGAGGAGUUCCACGACCCCCUGGUGUAUGUGGAAGCGGUGCGGGGGCAGGCAGAGAGCUAUGGGCUGUGCAGGGUGGCUCCUCCUCAGGACUGGAGGCCAGAGUGCAAGCUGAAAGAGGACAUGAGGUUUGUGACCCAGGUGCAGCACAUCCAUAAGCUGGGUCGGCGCUGGGGGCCCAAUGUACUCCGGCUGGCCUGCAUCAGGAAACACCUCCAGGCCCAGGGCAUCUCCAUGGAGGACCCCCCGCUCAUAGGCGGAUGUGAGUUGGACCUGGCCCGGUUCUUUCAGCUCAUCAACGACAUGGGCGGCAUGCAGCAGGUCAGCGACAUGAAGAAAUGGAACAAGCUAGCCGACCAGCUCCGUAUCCCCAAGACUGCACAGGAUCGUCUGGCCAAGCUGCAGGAGGCCUAUUGUCAGUACCUACUGUCCUACGACUCCCUGGACCCCGCUGAGCGCAUCCGCCUGGAGAGGGAGGUGCUCGAGGAGAAGGGGAGGCUGGAGAAGAAGAGAGGGCCCCUGGAGGGCCACUCAGAUGACUCCCAACAAAGCCUGCUCCAGCUGCCCCGCUGUGAGCCCAAGAAUGGCCUGGUAAACGGGGUGAUCCGGAGGACCGGCCUGCCCAGGAACCUGGAGGAAGGAGCGAAAGAGGGGAAGGAACAGGAGAAGGACAUGUGGCUGAGGUCCAGCAGGAGGAGACUGUUCUCUCAGGAGAAGAAAGGAGGAAGAGGAGGAUCAGAGGAGGAGAAAGAGUUUCUUAGCAACCAGCACAAGUGUAUAUACAGGGGGAAGUCGGUUUCUCUCACUACGUUCUACAGGACAGCCAGGAAUACUAUGAACAUGUGUUUCAACAAGGAGCCUGGGACGGCUGAGGUGGAGCAUGAGUACUGGAACAUCGUGGAGCAGAGGGAUUGUCAUGUUGCAGUGCACUGUGGGAAAGUGGACACUAAAACUCAUGGGAGUGGCUUCCCAGUUGGAAAGUCUGAGACGUUUUCAAAACAUGGAUGGAACCUUACAGUCCUUCCCAAUAAUUCAGGAUCCAUCUUACGUCAUCUUGGUGCUGUGCCAGGAGUGACCAUUCCUUGGCUGAACAUCGGCAUGGUCUUCUCUACCUCAUGCUGGUCGCGAGACCAUCAUCGCCUUCCAUACAUUGAUUACUUACACACUGGUGCUGACUGCAUUUGGUACUGUAUUCCUGCUGAGGAGAAGGUGAAGCUGGACAAGGUGGUUCACACACUACUGCAGGCUAAUGGAACCCCAGGACUGGAGAUGUUGGAGAACAACAUCAUGAUCUCUCCGGAGGUGCUGUGUGGAGCAGGGGUCAAAGUGCACCGGACCGUCCAGAAGAGUGGCCAGUUCGUCGUCUGUUUCCCGGCAGCGUUCGUCUCCAAGGAGCUGAAAUGUCGACGCAUAGAGAGGUCUUUCUCCAUGGAGAAGUUGCUGUACCAGAUCGCAAUGUCAGAAUCUAAACGGGAGAAUGGUGUCAUUCUGAGUACCAUGACCUCACUUCUCAAAGACCUCAGGGAUACAGAGUUGAGACAGCGCAGGGAUCUGUUUGACGCCGGGCUGCGGUCUGUUGCCCGCUACUGUAGCCAUGACAACCAGGCCUCGUCAGAGAGCAGGAGGAUCCAGCGCCAGUGGCUGAGGCUCGACCCCUCGGACCGACGCUGUCAGGUGUGCCAACACCUCUGCUACCUCUCCAUGGUGAGUCUUUACUGGGCAGGGAAGGUUGGGCACAAACAUAGGCAGCGAUUCAAUCAAAGGCAUGUGGUCGACAAGCGCACUGCACGGCCAACAAGGCGCCUUCUAAAGGCCAUUUCCCCGAUGUUCGCGGAGAUGGCAUCGAUGGUUAAGUCUGCAGAUGUGGGAUCAAUCGUAAAUGUCCUGUAAAAAGACCGGUCUUAC